GAAGGCAGAUCCCGGCGCUGCCCGACGAGGCUCGCUCAGCGAGGAGUGUCCCUUCCUGAGCCAGGCAUGGAACAGCCUUGACCGGGCUUCCCGCGACGCGCCCGGAGAAUGGGACGGGACAGGCCACCGGGUGCAGAUCAAAAGAGAUGGACAGUCAUACUCUUUGGUGGGAUGCUGUUAACAAUACAACUUACAUUAGGAGCAGUGGAAAAGUCCUGCAACUGCAGCACAGAUAUCAGUUUCCAGAAAUUUAGGACCAAAUUGGUUCCUGAGAUAUGUUGUUUGAAUUUCACAAGGACUAAAAUUGAUACUUUGGACUGGAGCAUCUUUGCUGGAACUGUAGGCUUGAAAGAGCUGUACCUAUCAAACUGUGGUAUAUCACACAUUAAGAAUGUAAGUGUUGAUUCUUCUACCCUGGAGAUUCUGUACUUGGACCAUAACCAAUUAAAUUGGCUCCCAGAUCAUUUUCUGAGAUAUGCACCCAGCUUGCAUGUUGUUCACUUGGAGAGCAAUCAACUCCAGAAUUUAUCUGAGUCAUUUCUGGAAACAUCUAACCAAAUCCAGGAGAUCUACCUUGACUUCAAUAACUUAUCUUCCCUUCCUUCUGGGAUUUUCAAACCUUCUCUCCUCACUCUUGGUCUCUCUCACAACAAUUGGGACUGCACUUGCAAUUUCCUUGAACGUCUUGGAAAAUAUAUCCUUAAUUCAUUUGACAUUGUUUGUCACACCCCAGAACAUUACCAUGGCAUAAAUAUCAAAAACAUUUCCAAAACAGAAUUGUGCCAGAUUCAUAGACUCACAGCUCUGUUUGUUUGCCUACCUCUGGUCGCUGUUCUUGUCUUAGUCACUUGUUACUUUUGCAAGCACAAAAAGAAAAAGAAGAGAAAGACAGGCUAUGCUCUUCAUGGUAGGAAGGAAUGCCAGUUGGCUACAGUGGAGAAGAAUGGUACCAACAGAUCAGAUGAUCGUCAGUGCUCGAUCCCACAUGCCAUGCCUAUCCAUGGUGCUGCGGAGAAUGAGAAAAACAACUUGUUGAGAAACCAAAUUUUGCUUAAGCCUUCGACUGCACUAUUGGGUAGCAGCAGAGACCUUUACGAGGAAGUGGAGAUCAAACUGGGGGCUUCUGAUGAUUCCUUGGCAUGUAGAAGUCUUGACCAAGACAAAUUGGGAACCACAAAACCAGCUGUUGAAGAGGAAGGGAUGAUAGAUGGGGAGCCUGAAGCAGAGACAUUGAGUGUAACAGAUGUUUUGAGAGAUUCAGCAGACCGUGAGAAGCUCUACAUGAACCAGUCAGUAGAUUAUUACAACCUUGUUCCUGGGAUUGAGUUGGAGGACUCAGACCACAUGGAGAAUGAGAAUGUUAAUCUUUGCUGAGGCUGCUCGUCAGAAGAAUGUGACUCAACUGUGCAUUAAAUAAUAACCUUAAAUCGAUCUAUUAGAGGUGGAGGACCAACAACCCCAACUUACAUAAAAAAUGAGGACAUUUCAUGGCUUUUUUUUGUUUUGUUUCGUUUUGCAGGAAUAGGUAGCUGUGAAAGGGGACAUCCACUGUAAUUAAGCAUAGAAGAAAAGCAAUAUUAGGGUAUGGUAGAAUCUACCCUAGUUUGAAUACAGGGACUAUGUGGGCUGUCUAACUGCAGUUCCUUUCCAGCCCAUUAAUACUAUGCAUUUUAACUAUGUACUUUAUAGUUUCCAAUAAAAAUUAAUACUUCUCAUGAUUAGACUUUUCCUGAGAGGAAGGGCUCAAAAUAAAAACUGUCAAAACCUGAGGCUUGCCAACCCCUUAUGAAUAAGAAAGGGGGUGUCAUCUGGGACAAAAUGCUUUCAUUUCACUUUAAAAACAGCUUCCCAUUCAUUAAUUCUUAGCUCUCCCACAUAUAAUAUAUGUAUAAUAUAUUAUACAUAAUAAAAUUCUGCAUUAUUUUUCCUGCAUGACUUUUUCUAAGUCUACCUCCUGAAUUCUGAUGUUCUUGUAUCCUGACAUUUGUUCUUGCACAUGUGCUAAUCCCUCCAAUCAACCACUCUGCAUAUUUAGCUAUAUCAGUCCUGGAUUGUAUCUCCUAUUGUUGAAGAACUCCUAUUUCAGAUCCCUAUGCGGGUAGAGACACUGCCUCCUAGUGGAAAGGAUGGCAUAAACCCAUUUUCUUAAACCCAUUUUUAAAAAUAUUUCAAACUCUUAGCAUAUCCUCAUUUAAUUAACACAUUUUCUAACCUAUCUGAAAAAUACAAAAUUUCCUUCAGUUUGUUUUGCUUUCACAGUUUGGACACAUAUAGCUUGGCCUGUACAAAUUCCUGAAGGAGUCUUCUUUUGGCCACCUUUCAUGAUCCAUUCAUUGAGUACUGGAGAGAUUUCCAUAACACAGAAGUUAAAUGAAGGCUAAUGGAACAGAAAUAGAUUGUUGGUCCAAAUCAACAUGUGAAAUUUCAUGUAUGUGCUUGUGUAUGUGUGUACACACCCCUUAUUUCUUGUUUCAUAUGGCCUCUCUCAGGGAUGCCUUGAGAUUGUGCUGCAGCUGGCCCUCUUUCCCUUCUAUUUAUCUCUUCAAAAUACAACAACCCGGUCAGGGCCUAAACUUAACAACUUGUCCAGAACAAGCCCUCUCUCAUGUAACCCCAAUUGCUUAUCUUUUGUUUUUUUUUAAUCUCCUCUUCCUAAAUUUCUUCUUUCCUAAACUCCUGUUAAGCCCAUUGCUUGUUGUUGGAUUUCCUGCCCUCUUAGUUUGCUUGGCUUUGGGUCUCUUUCCUCUGCUCUGGUCUCUAGGACAUUUCUUAGUUUUUAAUCCCACUCAAAGGGGCAACUUUCCACUCCCUACAUGCAAACCCUUUAUUUCUCUAGCAGUUGCAAUAUCUGUGGCAUCACACCGUCUGAAUCAUUUAGUGCCAUGAACUUCACUGCUGUUAGCACAGUAAAAUGUAGGAUCUGUAUCAUAGUUAAUUAUGCUUCAAAACUAUAUUAUAUAAGACUCACAUUUACACAAGCACUGUUGCUGUAUUACUACAGUUUUGCAACUAAACAGUUCCAAGGUUAAGAACUGGUUCAAUCAAACAAUUUAGUUCAAAUCUAGAGGAAUGCUAUUUUUAUAAUUUUCUCAAUGCAUCUGAUAUUCACAAAAUCAGACAUACACACAUGCACACACACACACACCAGUAUGGUAGAGUAAUGCUCCAAAUAAUGAAGAGAGUCUGAUCGUUUAAAUCUGAACUGUAAGAAAUCAUUUGAUUCUGACGCACUUACUGUGAAGAUGGUGUGUGUGUGUGUGUGCAUAUAGAUUCAUGUGUAUGUUACCGUUUGUACUAAACUGUUUUAUCUGUUAUUGUACCUUGUCUCUCUCUCAAAAACAAACAAAAGAAUAUUACUAAAA
Molecule: messenger RNA, 3362 nt
Organism: Python bivittatus (Burmese python)
Lineage: Eukaryota; Metazoa; Chordata; Lepidosauria; Squamata; Pythonidae
Cellular component (GO): extracellular matrix
Molecular function (GO): protein binding
Source: RefSeq, a predicted model, not a curated record